AUGUUUUCUAAAGAUCGCGUAAACAAAUGGUUGAAGUAAGUUAUCUCGAAAUGCUCUCCCAAAUCUUUGAUUUGUUCAGAAACACAGGUAGUAUGGAUGAAAAAGUUGUGGAAUUGUCAAAUGAGGCGACAUUGUAUCAUGAUCAGAUUGCUAAAAUGAUUCCUGCUCUUCAAAAACAUGUAAAAGAUUUGACUGCGGAUAAACAUCCAUAUGUGAAAUGUAGCACUGGAAUUCGUGGUUAUAAAGAGGGAAUGGUUGUUAAAUCCUUGGCUGCAAAAGUCGAUAAAGCUGGUGAUGCUGUGGAUAAGAUGAACGAGAAAACAACAAAUAUUGGGAGAAAUAUCUCGAAUGAUAUUAUGGCUAAAUGUUUGAGUUACAAGGAGGUAUCUUUCUAGAUAUUUUAGUUUGUGGAUCAGGGAAACAUCAUUUUUGUAGGUCGAAUGUCGUGAUAUUGAUCAACAAAUGAAACAAUAUGCUAAAGUUUGCAAGGAACUCGAGAACAACAAAAAGAAAGCCGAUAAAGAUGCGAAUAAUAAUUAUCUUGUUGAUGCAUCACAAGAAAGUCUGAAAAAGUGCACCGAGGAAACAUUGGCAACAUUGGCAAAGUUCAAUAAGGCUUCUGUUGAAGUAUACAAUUCAACAGCUAAACAAUUUCUGAAAUUAAUGGAAGCUUAUUGUGAUGAUGGUGCGAGAAUUAUGGAUGUCUAG
Caenorhabditis angaria is the source of this 708-nucleotide messenger RNA. The record is from the annotation of a GenBank genome assembly. Lineage: Eukaryota; Metazoa; Nematoda; Chromadorea; Rhabditida; Rhabditidae.